CUUCCAGCUUUGCAGUGUAUGGAUGACUCCAGGCCUUGUAUUAACGAGGGACGCUGCAUUCCCUAUCAGAACGGCACAGGAUACUGCAAGUGCCGGGAGGGCUUUCUGGGAGACUACUGCCAGUACAGGAACCCCUGCGAGAACAACACCUGCAAGCACGGCGGCACCUGCGAGACCACGUCCCUCAUAGGCAAGGCGACGUGCCGGUGCGCCCCCGGCUUCCGGGGAGACGAGUGCCAGUACUCGGAGGCGCACGUGUGCUUCGUGUCGCAGCCCUGCCUGCACGGAGGAACCUGCCACCCCCACGGGCAGGACACCUACGAGUGUGCCUGCGCUCCGGGCUUCACAGGAAGGGACUGCCAGUGGAUUGAUGCCUGUACAUCCCAGCCUUGUGCCAAUGGAAGCACGUGCACUGUAUCGGGAAACAAGUUCUCCUGCAUCUGUCCACCCGGCUACACUGGCCAGAAGUGUGAGAUAGAUGUGAAUGAAUGUGCUGCCUCAGUCCUGUGUCAGCACGGUGGCACCUGUGUCAACGUGCCUGGCUCGUACCGGUGCCAGUGCAAGCCAGGCUUUACGGGACACCGCUGUGAGAGCCCCUACGUGCCCUGUUCACCCUCGCCCUGCAUGAACGGAGGGACCUGCCAUCAAACCAGUGACUUUACCUUCGAGUGCAACUGCCUGCCAGGUUUCGAGGGAAGCAUCUGUGAACGCAACGUCGAUGACUGCCCGAACCACAAUUGCCAGAAUGGGGGGAUAUGUGUGGACGGCGUGAACACCUACAACUGCCGCUGCCCGCCCCAGUGGACAGGCCAGUUUUGCACGGAAGAUGUCGACGAGUGUCAGCUGCAGCCCAACGCUUGCCAGAACGGCGGGACCUGCACCAACCACAACGGAGGCUAUGCCUGCGUCUGCGUCAACGGCUGGAGCGGCGACGACUGCAGCAAGAACAUCGACGAUUGCUUCACCGCCUCCUGCGCCAACGGCUCCACCUGCAUCGAUCGAGUCGCUUCUUUCUCGUGCAUUUGUCCCGAAGGAAAAGCAGGUCUUCUGUGCCACUUGGAUGACGCCUGCGUUAGCAAUCCGUGUCAGAAGGGUGCUCUGUGUGACACCAAUCCUGUGAAUGGUCAUUAUAUCUGCACUUGUCCCCAAGGCCAUAAGGGAGCAGACUGCACUGAGGACGUGGAUGAAUGUGCAAUGGCAAACAGCAAUCCAUGCGAACAUGCUGGGAAAUGCGUAAACACGGAGGGCUCUUUCCACUGCGAGUGUUUGAAGGGUUAUACGGGACCUCGGUGCGAAAUGGACAUCAACGAGUGCCAUUCGAAUCCGUGUCAGAACGAUGCCACCUGUCUGGAUAAGAUUGGAGGAUUCACGUGUCUCUGUAUGCCAGGAUUUAAAGGUAUUCACUGUGAGGAAGAUAUUGAUGAGUGUCUGAGCAAUCCCUGUGUGAACAACGGAGUGUGUCUCAACAAAGUCAACCGCUUUCUCUGUGUCUGUCCUCCUGGGUUCAGUGGCGCCGUGUGCCAGAUCGAUAUAGACGACUGCUCCAGCACGCCGUGCCUCAACGGAGCCAAGUGCAUUGACCAUCCCAAUGGCUACGAGUGCCAGUGUGCCACAGGUUUUGCUGGCCUUUUGUGUGAGGAGAAUAUCAACAACUGCGAUCCUGAUCCUUGCCACCACGGUGAAUGCCAAGAUGGGAUUGAUUCAUACACGUGUAUAUGCAAUCCUGGCUACAUGGGAGCCAUAUGCAGCGAGCAGAUCGAUGAAUGUCACAGCAACCCCUGCCUCCACCAAGGGCGCUGCAUCGACUUGGUGAACGGCUACCAGUGCAACUGCCUGCUGGGCACUUCGGGAGUAAACUGUGAAAAUAACUUCGAUGACUGUGCAAGUAACCCCUGCGUUCACGGGGACUGCAUUGAUGGCAUUAAUCGCUACAACUGCGCUUGCAAACCUGGAUUUACAGGCCCACGGUGUAGCGUGGAUAUUGAUGAAUGCACAUCCAGCCCCUGCCACAACGGUGGAACGUGCAUCAACGAGAUCAACGCCUUUCGCUGCGUGUGCCCUGAAGGCUACCAUCACCCUCACUGCCAGUCCCAGGCAGAUGGCUGUCUGAGCAAUCCCUGUGUACAUGGCAACUGCACGCAUGUGGCUAGUGGGUACAAGUGUGUCUGUGACCCAGGCUGGAUAGGAGAUUAUUGUUCAACAGAAGGGAAUGAGUGUAAAUCAAACCCCUGCCAGAACGGAGGAACUUGUGAGGAUCUCCUGAAUGGCUAUAGGUGCACGUGUAGGAAAGGAUUCAAAGGUGUGAACUGCCAGGUGGUGGUGGCUCCUUGCUCCCCCGAUCCGUGUGAGAACUCGGGGAUCUGCCAAGAAUCCCCUGACUCUGAAGGCUACACGUGCCUCUGUGCCCCUGGCUGGGAAGGCGAGAGGUGUACAGUGGACAUUGACGAGUGUCUCUCCAAGCCCUGCAAAAAUCAUGCUCUGUGCCACAAUAUUCAAGGCAGUUACCUGUGUGAGUGUCGUCCUGGCUUCACCGGAGGAGACUGUGACAGUAACAUUGACGACUGCCUUUCCAACCCUUGCCAAAAUGGAGCUUCGUGCGUGGAUGGGAUCAACUCUUUCUCGUGCAUCUGCCUGCCGGGAUUCCAUGGAGAUAAAUGUCAGACGGACACCAACGAGUGUCUGAGCGAGCCGUGCAGGAACGGAGGCGUCUGCACCCACUACGUCAACAGCUACACCUGCAAGUGCCAGCCUGGGUUCGAGGGAACCAACUGCGAGAACAACAUUGAUGAGUGCACGGAGAGCUCCUGUUUCAACGGAGGCACCUGUGUGGAUGGCAUCAAUUCCUUCACGUGCCAGUGCCCAGUGGGGUUUACAGGAUCCUUCUGCCUAGUGGAAAUCAAUGAGUGUGAUUCACACCCUUGCUUGAACAGAGGCUCCUGUGUGGACAGCCUGGGGACGUACCGUUGUGUGUGUCCCUUGGGCUACACUGGGAAGAACUGCCAGACACUUAUGGAUCUGUGCAGCAGGUCUCCCUGUAAGAAUAAUGGCACAUGUCUCCAGAAGGCUGCCCAGACUCAAUGCCUCUGUCCCUCCGGCUGGACCGGGGCUUACUGUGACGUGCCCAAUGUCUCCUGCCAGGUGGCAGCUUCACAAAGAGGAGUCACAGUCCACCAGCUGUGCCAGCACUCGGGCCAUUGCCUCAACGUUGGAAACACGCACAGGUGCCAGUGCCGCGUGGGCUACACGGGCAGCUACUGCGAGGAGCAGCUGGAUGAAUGCGACUCCAGCCCGUGCCAGAACGGAGCUACCUGCCGGGAUCACCUGGCUGGCUACCAGUGCGAGUGUGUGGCUGGAUACCAGGGUGUCAACUGUGAAUAUGAAGUGGAUGAGUGCCAGUUUCAGCCCUGCCAGAAUGGAGGAACAUGCAUAGACCUCGUCAAUCAUUUCAAGUGCUCCUGUCCACCAGGAACUCGGGGUCGCUUGUGCGAGGAGAACAUCGAUGACUGCGUUUCGGACUCGGGAGGACCCCGCUGCUUCAACGGAGGCCAGUGCAUUGACCAGAUCGGGGGCUACAGCUGCCUGUGCCCGCCGGGCUUCGCGGGCGAGCGCUGCGAGGGGGACAUCAACGAGUGCCUCUCCAACCCCUGUAGCCCCCGGGGGAGCCUGGACUGCGUUCAGCUCGUCAAUGAUUAUAGAUGCAUCUGCCGUAGUGCUUUCAUCGGUCGCCACUGCGAGAGCGUGAUAGACGUGUGUCCCCAGAGGCCGUGCCAGAACGGAGGCACCUGUGCCGUUGCCAGCAACAUGCCCGACGGCUUCAUCUGCCAGUGUCCCCCGGGUUAUUCCGGGUCAAAAUGCGAGUUCAGCAGCCACAGUACGUGCGGGCAAGUGAAAUGCAAGAAGGGGGAGCAGUGCAUCCAGACAUCGUCCGGUCCGCGCUGCUACUGCCCCAAGCUGUCUGCGGGAGAGGAGUGCCAGACGCGCAGCGGCUGCGCCAGCGUGCCCUGCCAGAACGGAGGCAUCUGCCACCCUCGGUCCCAGCCUCCCUACUAUCACUGCCAGUGCCCCGAUCACGCCCAAGGCAGCCAGUGCGAACAGCUGGCUCAUCCCAGCCAAGAGCCCCUGGGGUGCUUGGAUUCCCACUGUGCCGAAAAAGCGAGGGAUGGCUAUUGUGAUGAAGACUGCAACACCCACGCAUGCCAGUGGGACGGGGGCGACUGCUCCUUGACCAUGGAAGAUCCGUGGGCCAACUGCUCCGCUUCGCUGCGCUGCUGGAUGCUCUUCAAUGGGCAGUGCGACGACUUCUGCAACACGCCCGAGUGCCUGUUUGACAACUUUGAAUGUCAGCAAAAUGGCAAGACGUGCAAGUACGAYAAAUACUGCGCCGACCACUACGCAGAUGGCCGCUGUGACCAGGGCUGCAACAGCGAGGAGUGUGGCUGGGACGGCCUGGACUGCGCGGGCGACAAAGCGGAGAAGCUGGCCGAGGGCACCCUCAUCAUCGUGGUGCUCAUGCCCCCCGACGAGCUGCUGGGGGACGUGCGCAGCUUCCUGCGCACCCUAGGGACCCUCCUCCACACCAACCUGAGGAUCAAGCUGGACUCCCAGGGCAACCCCAUGGUUUUCCCGUACUAUGGGGAGAAAUCGGCGGCGCGGAGUCGGCGGUCCCUCGGGAUCGUUCGCAAGCAGAGGGAGCUGGAGCAGGAGGUCAUUGGCACCAGGGUGUUCCUGGAGAUUGACAACCGUCAGUGUGCCGAGGACUCGGAGCAGUGCUUCCACAACACAGAAGCUGCUGCAGCGCUCUUGGCUGCCCAGGCCAUCAAGGGCAUGUUGCCCUAUCCCUUUGUGUCUGUGCAAAGUGAACCAUUAAUGCCACCGAAGACCCAGUUGCUCUACCUACUUGCUGUGGCAGCCUUGAUCAUCCUCUUAAUCCUGCUGCUGGGCGUGAUGAUGGCGAAGCGCAAGCGCAAGCACGGCUCGCUGUGGCUCCCGGAGGGCUUCAUCCUGCGCAGGGACCCCAGCAACCAUAAGCGCAGGGAGCCAGUCGGGGAAGAUGCAGUGGGGCUCAAGAACCUGGCAGUGCAGAUCCCAGAGGGUAACCUGGCUGACUCCGGACCCACGGAGCACUGGGCAGGUGACGGCGGACCUCAACCAAAGAGAGCAAAGGCUGAGGACCAGGCCUUGCUGCCGGAAGGUGAUGAGCAGGUGGAUCAGCGCCAGUGGACCCAACAGCACCUGGAGGCAGCAGACAUCUGUGGAAGCACGUCGCUCGCCCUGACUCCCCCUCAGGCAGACCAAGAAGUGGACGUUCUGGAUGUCAAUGUCCGAGGGCCAGAUGGAUGUACCCCGCUCAUGUUGGCAUCCCUCCGCGUGGGCAGCUCUGAUAUCAGCGAGGACGACGAGGACGCAGAGGACUCCUCAGCAAAUAUAAUAACGGAUCUGAUCUAUCAAGGCGCCAACCUGCAGGCGCAGACGGACCGUACUGGGGAGAUGGCCCUGCACUUGGCAGCCCGCUACUCCAGAGCAGACGCCGCCAAACGGCUGCUCGACGCCGGCGCAGAUGCCAACGCACGAGACAACAUGGGCCGGACGCCCCUGCACGCAGCUGUAGCUGCUGAUGCACAGGGUGUUUUUCAGAUUUUGAUCCGUAACAGAGUGACAGACUUGGAUGCCCGGAUGAAUGAUGGAACAACCCCGUUAAUUCUGGCCGCGCGGUUGGCGGUGGAAGGGAUGGUGGCCGAGCUCAUCAACUGCCAGGCAGAUGUGAACGCAGUGGAUGACCACGGUAAAUCUGCUCUUCACUGGGCAGCUGCUGUCAACAACGUGGAAGCAACACUGGUGCUGCUGAAAAAUGGAGCCAACAGAGACAUGCAGGAUAACAAGGAGGAGACUCCGCUCUUCCUCGCCGCUCGGGAAGGCAGUUUCGAAGCAGCAAAGAUCUUGCUAGACCAUUUUGCCAAUCGAGACAUCACAGACCACAUGGAUCGCCUGCCCCGGGACGUGGCCCAGGACCGGAUGCACCACGACAUAGUGCAGCUGCUGAACGAGUACAACGUAGCGCACAGCCCCGCGGGGCACCCAGGUGCCAUGCUGAACUCUGCCCUCUCCCCCGUCAUUUGUGGUCCAAACAGGUCAUUCCUCAACCUCAAGCAUGCCUCGUUGAGCAAGAAGUCACGCAAGCCGAACGCUAAGGGCAUCAUCCCCACGAACCUCACCAAAGACGCCAAGAGGAGAAGGAAGAAGUCCCUCAGCGAAAGCAAAGGGCAGUUUUCGGAGAGCUCCGUGACCUUGUCACCGGUUGAUUCCCUCGAAUCACCCCACGCCUUUGCAUCCGAACCGACAUCUUCGCCUGUGAUGCCGUCACCGGGGGUGUUACACUCAUCCCCCAGCUCGCUGCUGACCGCCCCGUCGGUGCCGGCCGCGCACACGAUGUCCUUCUCCAACCUCCACGAGAUGCAGCCCCUGGGACGCGGCUCCGGCACGGUGCUGCCGUCUGUCAGCCAGCUGCUUUCGCAGCACAGAACCACCCCUCCCAACAGCGGGCUCGGCAGGCUCCGGCCGCCCAACGCCUCCACCGAGUGGAUGAAUCGUAUGGAGAUGAAUGAAUCCCAGUACAACGAGAUGUUUGGCAUGGUGCCCCAGGUGAUGCAUCCGCACCCCAGCGUUUCUCAGCAGAGCAGCUUAGCUCAAGCAGACGCCAAACACUUGGGAGUUUCCAGGGAGUCUCUGCCCCCUAUCAUGACUUUCCAGCUGGUUCCCAAGGGUGGCAUCAACCAGCCAGCACUGCCACAGCAGGCCCAACCCAACUGCGCCCAGAACAUGGCCGGGCCUCUAAGCUCCAUGUACCAGAUCCCGGAUUUAGCUCAGCUGCCCAGCGCCUCCUUCUCCGUGGCUGCCAUCCCUCAGCAGGACGGGCAGGUGGCGCAGACCAUCCUCCCGGCCUACCACCAGUUCCAGAGCUCCAUGGGCAAGUACCCGACGCCGCCGUCGCAGCACAGCUGCUACUCCUCGGCCACGGAACGGACUCCUAGCCACAACCGGCACUUGCAAGGGGAGCACCCGUACCUGACGCCGUCGCCCGAAUCUCCAGACCAGUGGUCAAGCUCUUCGCCGCACUCGGCCUCCGACUGGUCUGAUGUGGCCACUAGUCCCAGCAACAGCCAGCGCGGGCCGGCAGCCGCUCACAUGCCCGAGCAGCAGCGGAACAACAUGCAGGUGUACGCCUGAAGGGCGGCCACGGGCAAGCCUCUCAAGUGGACUCCAGAACUCAUGAAGGUCUUCCAGAUGGAAAUGAAGAACCGUUUUAGUAUCCAAGAGUCUUAAUGAGCCCAGGCUUUUCUUUU
This is a messenger RNA of Nothoprocta perdicaria, 7340 nucleotides long. It is a transcript of the gene NOTCH2, whose product is annotated as notch 2. Lineage: Eukaryota; Metazoa; Chordata; Aves; Tinamiformes; Tinamidae. Gene Ontology annotation, biological process: Notch signaling pathway; cellular response to tumor cell; apoptotic process. The record is from RefSeq and is a predicted model, not a curated record. Gene Ontology annotation, molecular function: Notch binding; signaling receptor activity; calcium ion binding. Gene Ontology annotation, cellular component: signaling receptor complex; membrane. The annotation marks the transcript as partial. The transcript is spliced from 32 exons.